AGGCUUUUUAGUUUCCUUGGCUUACUGUAGUAGACGACAUCCCGUUCGGUUGGGCUUUAUAUACUUGUUGUUUCGCUCGUCUUGGUCCUCUCCUUUUUUUUUUCUUUUCCCUCAUAUUCCUGCGAACCUAGAAUCCAAUUAGAUACCCUCUUUUCCUCCUUGUCCUUGUCCUUUCUUAUUUGAAAUAAAUAGAAACACCAGAAAGCACCGCCAAAAUGCCUGAAAUCAAAACCAUCCUCUUCGACUGCGACAACACCCUCGUCCUCUCCGAGGAGCUCGCCUUCGAGGCCUGCGCAGACCUCAUCAACCAGAUCUGCGCCGAGCGCAACGUCCCCGUCAAAUUCACCGGCGAGACGCUCAUCACCGAGUUUGUCGGCCAAAACUUCCGCGGCAUGCUCACCACGCUGCAGAAGACGCACGGCAUCGAGAUUGCGCCCGCCGACCUGGAAAAGUACGUGCUGAUGGAGGAGGACGCCGUGAUUGCCAAGCUCAAGGCCGCGCUGAGGCCGUGCGACGGCGUCGACGAGCAGCUGCAGGCGCUGCAGGCCAAGAACCAGUACCAGCUCGCCGUGGUGUCGUCGUCGGCGCUGCGGCGGGUGCGCGCGUCGAUUGAAAAGGUCGGCCAGGACAAGUAUUUCCCGGGGGACGUGGUCUUCUCGGCGGCGACGUCGCUGGAGAAGCCGACGAGCAAGCCGGACCCGGCUAUUUACCUGCAUGCGCUGGAGAAGUUGGGCAAGACGGCGGGGGAGAGCGUCGCGGUGGAGGAUAGCAAGAGCGGCACGCUGAGCGCGACGAGGGCGGGCAUCAAGACGAUUGGGUAUGUUGGGCCGUAUGCGGAUGAGAAGAAGGAGGAGAUGGAGGGUGUGUUGAGGAAUGCGGGCGCGGUGGUGAUUAUGCGGGACUGGAGCGAGUUUCCGGAGGCGUUGGCGAAGAUUGAGAAGGGUGAGGUUUAGAGGAGUUUCUUCUUGAUGUCUAUGACUUUUUGUGCGUGUGUUUUUUU
Messenger RNA from Trichoderma asperellum CBS 433.97, 1000 nucleotides. RefSeq lists its product as uncharacterized. NCBI's taxonomy places the organism in Eukaryota, Fungi, Ascomycota, Sordariomycetes, Hypocreales, Hypocreaceae. The record is from RefSeq and is a predicted model, not a curated record.